Oncorhynchus mykiss (rainbow trout) is the source of this 2545-nucleotide messenger RNA. Lineage: Eukaryota; Metazoa; Chordata; Actinopteri; Salmoniformes; Salmonidae. The record is from RefSeq and is a predicted model, not a curated record.
UUUCAACUGCAGUGCACCACAGACAGACAACAGAGACACCAACGGAGACGCAUAUCAGAGCAACUACUCAACUACUAGUCACUGAAGUUAGAAUCAUACAGUAUAUAUUACCAUUAGGAGUCAGGUAGAAAGGGAUUCAUUAGUAAGUUAAUACUAUAAGUAAAAGUUAAAAUCAUAUAUAUCACAAUAUCAGGUCAGUCAGACUGAAUUAGUUGAUUAAUAAAUUGAUUGUGGUCAUCAUUGAUAUUCGGUACGGUUAGUUAAGAUGGCCGACUACAUCAACAAACAGGUGAUUGAAUUAAACAAAGUUAAUGAAGAAAACCAGAAUAGAGCAACGAGGAGCCUGAAGACUGAGACCCAUCUCUCAGAUAGAAGACUAAGACCCUACAGGCUGGCUGCUGUGUGUUUAGGAGUGCUGUGUGUUCUACAAGUCACUCUCAACAUUUCCCUGAGGCUGGCUUUCUACAACAGAGGCAAUGAGACUGUGGAGAAAAACCCGCUACAGACCAGUUACAACACUAAGACUAAAGAGAGAGACCAGCUACAGACCAGUUACAACACCCUGACUAAAGAGAGAGACCAGCUACAGAAGGAUAGAGAUGAUCUCAUGUCAAAGUUCUCUAAUCUGAAACAAAAAUGUCCUGAAGGCUGGCAGAAGUUUGAAUCCAGUUGGUACUUCCUGUCUACAGUGAAAAAACCCUGGAGGGAGAGUAGACAGGACUGUCUGGAGAGAGGAGCAGAUCUGGUGAUCGUAAACAGUGAUAUGGAACAGGAGUUUCUCUUUGGCCUUACUAAGAGAGCCUGGAUUGGUCUGACUGACUCUGUUACUGAGGGGACCUGGAAAUGGGUGGACGGCACCCCACUGACCACCCCAAGUUAUUGGCACAAACUGCAGCUUGAGAAUGAUGGUGACACCCCAGCAAAUCGGAAGGAGGACUGUGUUGAGCUGAACACAGAAACAUGGCGCCCUGGAAAGGCAUGGAAUGACCUGUCAUGUUCAGACAAUCAUUACUGGAUUUGUGAGAAAGUGGUUUAACAACACCAUGACAACAGAGGAGGCUGGUGGGAGGACUGAAAGGAAUUUUAUAAUAUCUGUACAUUACAAUUCUACCGGUGACUGCAAAAGUACAAUGAUUAAUGUUUUGCUUGAGCUUGAGAUUAAGAAUCAGUGAUAGACCUUGCAAGUGCAUGAAAAGGUCACCUGUACAAAGUCAUAUGUUUGUGUGUUGAAACUAUACUUUGGGUAACAGAUAGAUAAAGGGAACCAAGUGUUACUGUUGUUGCUAUGUUCCAGUCUUACUUCUGCUUGUACAUGACAGCAAAAAUGGGAAGAGUGAUUGGGAAACUAACUGCCAAUAACACAAUAAGCUGAACUCUGCCUAGCAGAGACAUCUUUGUAUUACCAACUAUUAAUUCUGAGCUUAUAUGGUAUUAAAGUUAAGGGACAUCACCCCGGGUGGGGUGAUCCUCAGUAGGGGAUAAAAAGGGAAAACACCAUCUUUUGUGAUGAGAGUGUUACAUGCAAAUUACUGUAAGUGUAAACUCCGGCUUGCAAUCCGGCUUGCAAUCCUUAUUAAACAAACUAACCUCUGAUCAAGGAUGUUUCCUGUGGUCACUUGUGUGCACAUAGGGCAGAAUUUCCUUUACAAUUCUUGGCGACGAGGAUGGGGUAGAUAAUGGCAGUCUUCAACUGAUUCCAGAGUGAAGACAGGUCAACCAUACACGAUAGUAGUCAGUGACCAAGGGAAUUCUCACUCCACAUAGAGGUUGGAGCAGAUGAAACCCGCCUGAAAACCCGCCUGAAAUCACUGGAGCAGGGGAGACUGUCUACUCUAUCCUAAACAAAUUUAGAUAAGACCUGGAUUUUUUGAUCAUGGGUUAACAAGCUUAGUUUUAAGAAAAUGAGCGCUAAGUUUUAAGAAAAUAGCGAGCUCAGUGAAUGAGAGAUAGGGGUAGAGUCCUCUUGAAAGAAGGGUCAUUUCUCAAAAAGGGGCGUGAGUCCUCUGAUAGAAGGCUGAAUGAGAGAUAGGGGUAGAGUCCUAUUGAAAGAAGGGCCUUUUUUUCUCUAUUAUUGGGAUUGGAAGGGUCCUUUCUCAAAAAUAAUCCCAAAAAGCUUUCUAAAAAAGGGGUUUGAGUCCUCUGCAAGAGGGCUGCUGAGGGAUGCUGAGCAAGAAGGGUCCAUUCUCUAUUAUAGGGGCUGGCUGAUUGGGAGAAGUGGGCAGAGUCCUCUUGAGAGAUGGGAGUAUGAAUGGGAGAUAGGGGUAGAGUCCUCUUGAGAGAUGGGAGUAUGAAUGGGAGAUAGGGGUAGAGUCCUCUUGAGAGAUGGGAGUAUGAAUGGGAGAUAGGGGUAGAGUCCUCUUGAGAGAUGGGAGUAUGAAUGGGAGAUAGGGGUAGAGUCCUCUUGAGAGAUGGGAGUAUGAAUGGGAGAUAGGGGCAGAGUCCUCUUGAGAGAUGGGAGUAUGAAUGGGAGAUAGGGGUAGAGUCCUCUUGAGAGAUGGGAGUAUGAAUGGGAGAUAGGGGUAGAGUCUUCUUAAAGAAGGAAAUG